This is a messenger RNA of Angiostrongylus costaricensis, 384 nucleotides long. The record is from the annotation of a GenBank genome assembly. Lineage: Eukaryota; Metazoa; Nematoda; Chromadorea; Rhabditida; Metastrongylidae.
AUGAUUACAUCUUGCUUUGAUCCGCAAGUUCCUGAGAAGAUUCUCACUUGCUUUAUUUCCUGUACCACUUUGUAUUUUCUCGAUAUUGUUCGAUCUCAAUUACUCUUCUUAUACAAAUCUUCACCCGCAACCAAUACAUUUUUUGAUCCACAAAAUCGGUUGGUUCAGGUGUGUAUUUUUGGGGAUCUUGGUUACUUUCAUGGCAAUUCUACACAAAGUCUGAUAAGAAACGGUUUGGCUGAAAAAUUCGACUUCAUUGUUCAUCUUGGUCAUUAUUUUUUAGGAGACAUAGCGUACGAUUUGCAUGCGAACAACGGAACAACUGGUGAUAAGUAUAUGAAUCAACUUGAACCUCUCUUUUCGAAGAUGAGUCUUUCAGCUUAG